AUGGACUACAACGACAGAGAUUUGGGCCAACCUUUCACCAUCCCUGAUCUGUGGGCACCCUCUCAGGUCCAUUCUAGAGAAAGUCAAACUGGCGGGAUACUUUUCUCUCAACACCAUUUCGAUGAUAUUGAUUUAACACUGCCAGAUGUCUCGGAAUCAGCGCAUCUACACGAUGACUUCUUUAGAAUACCUCAACUAGACUUGAACAUCCCGACAAGUGAACCACUACUACCUAAGACACCCGCGCAGCAAAAUGACCUUCUGCAUGUAGCCACGGAAGAGCCGACUGGAUACGGUGACAUAUGGCUGCUGCCCGAAGAGACUCCUUUGGAAGAGGCGAAUUUUAAAAGUUGGGAUGUGUUUGUCAAUGAGAGUGUUCAAGAACGGCAAACGCCGUACAUCACGGAGCUUGACCGAGCCACGUUCGAUGCCGCCCUCGUCGACAAAACAGACCUCUUGCGAGUCAACAACAGCCAGCAUGUAGUCGUUGAUAGCAGAACUUAUACAGUAUCUCUGCUCGCACUCGGCCUAGGACGAAGCUCCGUGAUAUUCGCUUGGAAUGAGGAAAAGCAAACUUUCAUCUCUGCCUUUCCCGAAAUGAGAAUAUCUGGUUUUACUGGCGAGUCCAUGGAUGCUCUGUUGACAAUGUUUAUGGAUUGCGGCAAUAUCACCAAGUCCCUCCAGCGGUUUAUCCACCAAGCUUACACUGAGGGCGUUUCCCCUAGCCGGGUUGCCUUGGCGGAUACCGUGUCAACAUUGUUAUCGACAAUACAAGCCCGCUUGAGUGCUAGCAGUUCCAUGCAAAAUAGUCUUCUACAACUUCAAAGCUUAUUUAGCCCAACCCAUUCGAUCCUGCAAUGUUUUCAACAGAUCAUCGACCACAUUUCCACUACACGAAACGACGAAUCGAUGUUAUCCACAAUCUAUGAAGAGAUACAACUGCUAGAUCAUAGGACUGAUUCAAUGAAAGAAAUUCUUUUAGAAGUAUUGGCUCGCGUAUCACGCCCAUGGCUCAACUUCUGUGGUGAGUGGCUUGGCAUUCAACGGGAGACAGAGCUGGGCUUGACGAUGAAUGGACCAGGCAAAAGCUUCGUGAGUGUAGAAAACAAGGAAUGGGUGGAUGAACAAGGGAUGGAGCUCGACAAGCCGGAAUUUGUUUUGAACUUUGACAAAAUUCCAUCUUUCAUCACUCCUGAAGAUGCGAGAGUGAUGUUUGAAGUGGGCAGGAGCCUCCGAUAUUUGAGGGAACACCACUCUGAUCAUCCACUUGCUAGGCCUGAUGUGGUAGCUGCUGCUUCACCCCCAAAGUUGGAUUGGCGUUUCUCUUGGGACGAUAUCCUGGAGACUGAAGCAAAGGCGACGCAAUAUGAAACAGAUUUGCUAGAGGCAGUUCGAGUUUUCACGAGCGCCGAUACAAAACCAAAAUCAAGUGAAACUCCACUUGAGGCCUCAAACGAAGAAAUAUGUCCAUUGGGCUUCUUUGGAAAGACAGAGGCGGACAUGCAAGCACGCCUGUUAGCUUCGAUAGAUGUCUUGAACGAGUCUACACGUUUUGCCACCCUUCCUGACGCUCUAUCAACUGGACUAAACGAUUUUCUGCUAACAGUCCCCGGUUCGCGUCAAAUCGGGGAUCAGCCAUCUCUUUCGGCCCCAGUUUCUCUGCUUCCUCUCCUGUCAUUCAACCACAUCAUAUCAGCACAAGCCCGAAUUGUGAACGGAACAUGCAUGCGCAUGUUCUUCAAGAACCACAACCUGCGGGAACAUCUGGACCUGCAACACAGUUUUCACUUGCUCGGAAACGGAGUGUUCUCGAGUAAGCUGUCACAUGCGUUAUUUGAUCCAGAGUUAGAAACUGCGGAAAGACAAAGGGGAAUUGCUCGCUCUGGGGGUAUCAUGGGGCUUCGCCUUGGAGAGAGAGACAACUGGCCACCUGCCAGCUCAGAACUUCAAUUAGCAUUGAUGGGAUUGUUGGCUGAAAGUCACAUCUCUAGAUCCAAUCAGUCAAGCUCCGGUGGUUCCACAUUCCUUGCUCAAAGCCUACCCGGCGACUUGAGCUUUGCUGUCAGGGACAUGUCAGAGGACCAAAUCGAGAAGUGUAUGAACCCGAACUCGGUCGAAGCACUCGAUUUCCUACGACUCUCCUACAAACCGCCCCAGCCUCUUGACGCGGUCAUCACUCCUGUGAUAUUGUACAAAUAUGACCAGAUAUUCAAAUUACUCUUACGUCUUAUUCGCAUGCUUUAUGUCGUCUCCGCUCUCUUCCAACAUGCAACGACUAGGUGUUCCCGUCUCCGAGGGCUUGAUGGGAUGGCUCAACGAUUUAGAAUCGAGGCUCAGCAGUUUGUUUCUAGUGUAUGCGGGUAUUUCUUCGAUACUGGCAUUGCAGCAACCUGGCAAGUAUUUCAACGCAAAUUAGACCAGGUUGAAGAACGAUUCAACACUGAUAACCACAACUUUUCACUCGGACAGGACGAGGGCAUUGACAAAUUAAGAGACUAUCACGAGAAGGUAGUUGACAGAAUCAUGUUUGUGCUACUGUUAAGAAAGCGUCAGCAGCCAGUAAUGAAGCUCCUUGAGGAGAUAUUUACUUUGAUUCUUCAGUUUUCUGAACGUUCACGACAACUGGGACUCGAAGUUGGUGGAGCGCCGGACAAGCAGGUUGGCGAGUUAUACGCCAAGUUCCAGAGGAAAGUCGGCGUCUUCAUCACGGUCUGCAAGAGUCUCAGUGAAAAGGCCGGGUACGGGGAGAAGACGCUGGCCGGCAAGCACACUCCUACCACUCUUGGCUUGUUUAACCUUGAUGAUUUGGCAGAGGAGAACACUAUCUGCCAAUUACUCUUAAGAUUAGAGAUGAACCAUUAUUACGGUAAGACAGUGAACGUUUGA
Molecule: messenger RNA, 2886 nt
Organism: Glarea lozoyensis ATCC 20868
Lineage: Eukaryota; Fungi; Ascomycota; Leotiomycetes; Helotiales; Helotiaceae
Exons: 2
Coding region: 1-2886 (961 amino acids)
Biological process (GO): microtubule nucleation; spindle assembly; mitotic cell cycle
Cellular component (GO): centrosome; equatorial microtubule organizing center; gamma-tubulin complex
Molecular function (GO): microtubule minus-end binding; gamma-tubulin binding
Source: RefSeq, a predicted model, not a curated record